AUGGAUUUGAUGGGUACGAUGCGGCUGCGGGAUUUGAUCUCCGCCGUGCGACAGUGCCGAACCUCCGCCGAGGAGCGGGCGCUCAUCAAGCGGGAGUGCGCCAACAUUCGUGAAUCCUUUCGGGAGAACAGGCCGCUGCUGCGCACGCGCAACAUGCUGAAGCUGCUAUACAUCACCAUGCUUGGCUACCCGACGGAGUUUGGGCAGGUGGAGGUGGUGAGCCUGCUCGCGCAGGCCGACUACGCCGGCAAACGGGUCGGCUACCUCACCCUGCAGAUGGUGCUCGACGAGAACGACGAGGUGCUGACGCUCUCGGAGAACCACAUCAAGCAGGAUCUGGCGCAGGGCCAGCCGCUCAUUCAGGCCAUGGCGUUGAACGUGGUGGCCAACAUCGCGAGUGAGGUGAUGGCGCGCGACAUACUUGACGAGGUCAGCCGCUUGGCACGGUCUUCCAACACGUAUUUGUCAAAGAAGGCGUGCUUGGCGGCGAUUCGAAUUGUGAAGAAAAUACCCGAUUACGCCGAGGUGUUUUUGGAUAUGUUCACAGGCCUCUUUCGUGAGCGCAGCCCGGGGGAGCUGCUGGCCGCCGUGACGCUUGUGAACGAAUGCCUGCAGCUGCCGCAAGGCGAGGCGUUUUUGCCCAAAUACCGCCCCCUGGCGAACGCCGCGGUCCGCAUACUGAAGCAGCUGGUCCUUUCAUCGCGGGUGACGGACCAGGACGUGCUCGGCGUCACGGACCCCUUUCUGCAGGUGAAACUGCUGCAGUUUAUGCGAAUCAUUGGCACGGGCAGCGCUGUGACGUCGGAGGCCUUGAACGAUGUCUUGGCGCAGGUGCUCACCAACACGGACGCCUCCCGCAACGUCGGCUGCUCGAUUCAGUACGAGUGCGUGAAAACGAUCUACGCCGUCGAGAGCGAUGAGGGACUUCGCACGUUAGGCAUCAACACCAUCAGCCGCUUCCUUUCCUCGAGCGACAACAACCAUCGCUUUGUGGCGCUGGAGUCGCUUCUCGACUACGCCUCCCGCCACGCAGACGCGGUGCGCGAGCACCAGGACACCAUCCUGGACUGCCUCAAGGACGUCGACGUCUCCAUUCGUCGCCGCGCGCUGGACCUCACCGUGGCGCUCGUCACGGAGGACAAUCUGCGCCUGCUGGUGCCGGACCUAGUCUCGUACCUGACAGUUUCCUCGGAGGAGAUGCGUGAGGAUGUGACGCUGCAUCUGUGCCGCAUUAUAGAGAAGAAAUCGCCUAAUACGGAGUGGCGUGUGGAAUAUUCACUCCGGGUCUUGCGGUUAGCGAAGCAGUACGCCCCAGUCGACUUUGCGACGCGACUCAUAGCAGUGCUUUCAAAUGAAUCGACAGAGAUACAAACCCCUGCGGUGGUCUCCAUGUGGGACGAGGCCUCGUACCCGUUUGACGCCUUGCAUCAAUCGCGUAAGGCGUUUCUCGUGGCGGCGGUGUGGGGUAUUGGCGAGUACGUGGAUUUGUUGAUCCAGUCAAAAGGGGUGAAGCCGGAAGAUGUGGCGAAGUGCAUCGCGGAUAUUACCAUUAACAGUGCAUUUGGCAUUAUCAAGUGUUACGGGCUCACAUCUCUGAUGAAGAUCGUUGCACGGUACCCGUCGGCGAAGCCAAUUGCCCUCCCUGUGUUUGCCAGCUACUCUACAAGCUUGGACUGUGAGCUGCAGCAGAGGGCGUGCGAGUACACAACGCUGCUGGAGUCGUUUGCAGAAGAGGCAGCCUUCUGUUUUACGCGAAUGCCACCCAUUCGUCGCGUGGAGGAGGAGGAGGUUGAGGUGCAGCCAGUGCCGCAGGUGAAUCUUCCCCCCGAGGUUUUGCAGCAAAAGGCCGCCGUGGCGCUGGAGGACCUGUUUGCCGUGGAUCCCAAGACGACGACGGCGACAGCGACGGCGACGGCUGCGGCCGGGGGCAACUCCCGAGGCGAAAACACGGCCCUCGCCAUAGAUGAUCUCUUUGGCUUGAAGGCGGAUGUCACCCCGGCUGCUGCCUCUCAGUCGACUCCGUGGGGAGCGGCCACUUCUGCGGAAGUUGAGCCCGCACGGGCUACCGAGGUGCAUGUGUUUGACUGCGACGAUUUCACCGUGAGCUUGAGUGCCGUGGUGCAGGAGGCCAUCCACGUGGGCGUCAUUUUUGUCUCGCGGCUUCCCACCGCGAUGGAGAACCUCUCAAUUCAGGCAGCGGUGCCAAAGACCUCGACGCUGGACAUUGGGUUUCUGACUUCUACGGCGAUCCCGCCGUAUGGGCGCAUCGUGCAGCAGCUCACCGUGGACAACUCUAAAAGCAAUAAGAACCCCCGCCUGCUGACGCUGCGUGUCAAGCUGCUCUACACAGUGGGCGGAGACGCACGCGCGCAGAUCUUUCAGGUGUCGCAGGAGGUGUAA
Messenger RNA from Trypanosoma conorhini, 2400 nucleotides. Its product is annotated as putative adaptor gamma-1 chain. NCBI's taxonomy places the organism in Eukaryota, Euglenozoa, Kinetoplastea, Trypanosomatida, Trypanosomatidae. Gene Ontology annotation, cellular component: Golgi apparatus; membrane coat; AP-1 adaptor complex. Gene Ontology annotation, biological process: Golgi to vacuole transport; receptor-mediated endocytosis; intracellular protein transport. The record is from RefSeq and is a predicted model, not a curated record. The coding region runs from base 1 to 2400 and encodes 799 amino acids. The transcript has a single exon. Gene Ontology annotation, molecular function: clathrin-cargo adaptor activity.